AUGAUCCCGCAAUAUGGAAGUGGAAGUGGAAGUGGAAGUAGAAGUGCUAGCUCGAGCUCGAGUUUGAAUAGCAGUUUGCAGGAUACAGAGGAUGAUCAUACGAUUGCUACAAUAUUGGCAGAAGAAGAAAGAUUAAAAAAUGAUGGCAGACUCGGCAAGAGGCUUUCUCACUUGGAUUCGAUCCCGCACACGCCUCGGGUAAUUGGUGAUAUACCUGAUCCAAAUGAUGCAACCUUAGACCACGGGAGGCUUUCUGAUAGGAUGACAACAUAUGGACUAGCCGAAUUACAAAUCCAGGGAGAUGGGAAUUGCCAGUUUCGAGCCCUCGCAGAUCAGUUGUUACAGAAUCCCGACUACCACAAGUAUGUAAGAAAGCAGGUCGUCAAACAGUUAAAACAUCACAAAAAUCUCUAUGAAGGUUAUGUCCCCAUGAAGUACAGAAGCUAUGUGAAGAAGAUGAAAAAGCUGGGGGAGUGGGGAGAUCAUGUUACUCUACAAGCAGCUGCAGACAGAUUCGAAGCAAAAAUUUGUUUAGUCACCUCUUUUCGGGACUCGGGCUAUAUUGAAAUCCUUCCUAAGGACGGAAAUCCAUCUAGAGAGUUAUGGUUGAGCUUUUGGAGUGAAGUUCACUACAAUUCAUUGUAUCAAACUGGUGAGGUUCCUACAAGGGUAAACAGAAAAAAGCAUUGGCUUUUCUAA
Messenger RNA from Fraxinus pennsylvanica, 699 nucleotides. The record is from the annotation of a GenBank genome assembly. Lineage: Eukaryota; Viridiplantae; Streptophyta; Magnoliopsida; Lamiales; Oleaceae.